AUGGGCAUGAGACAGGCCGUGCUGGCCCUGGCGCUGCUCGGCGCCGCGGCGGCCUUCGCGCCGCCGUCGGCGGCUCGCGCGCUCGCGCCCCUGCGCGCUGCCGACAGCUGCGGCGAGUGCGACGACUGGAACCCCUUCGGAGAUGGCUGCAAGCCAUGCAACGACGGCAAGUCCGUCUUCGUCAACGAGGCGCUCGUGACGUCCAAGGUGCUGCGCGACGUCGACGUCGUCGGCGCCAACGGCCAGCGCGCGGAGAUGUCCAAGCUCAUGGGCGACUCGGGCUCCGUCGUCCCGUCCUACCUCGGGUCCCUGCGCGCGGCCAAGGUCGCCGGGCCCAUCUUCAUCUCCGUCGCGCCGGCGGACUCCGCCGUCGAGAAGAUGGAGAAGUUCCUCGACCUCAACCCGCUCGUGCCGCGGAAGUCGCUCUUCGUCGACGACUCGCCGACGUUCGACGCGUACGCGUCCGCGGGCUUCAAGAAGAUCGGCGACGACACGGCCGGCGGCAUGGCCGCCGCGUCCAAGCUCCAGGCGCCCAAGCUCAACGCCGGCGCCUGGUGGCGCUACCUCACGAACGUCGCCGCGCUGAGCCCCGUGCCCAAGGACCUCAAAUUCGGCGAGAUCCCCGAGGGCGUCCUCCGCCUCGGCGGCACCUUCGUCGUCGACGACGACAAGGUCGCCUUCGCCCACGCGGACAAGUUCCCCGGCGACCACCCGGCCAUCGCCGACGUGCUCCGCGCGGCGCGCAUCAACAUCCUCGACGCGACGGGCGAGGUCCAGAACGCGUAG
Messenger RNA from Aureococcus anophagefferens, 786 nucleotides. RefSeq lists its product as hypothetical. Bases 1 to 786 code for a protein of 261 amino acids. The record is from RefSeq and is a predicted model, not a curated record. The transcript is spliced from 2 exons. Lineage: Eukaryota; Pelagophyceae; Pelagomonadales; Pelagomonadaceae.